AUGGCUGUCACCUCCUCGUCGUCCAUACCGCACGGCGCGCACCACCGGCGCGUGUGGUCGCUGAUCUGCUGCCGCAACCCCGCCACGCGCUCGUUCUACGGCGACGACACCGACACGGAGAGCAGCACGCGCGGCGACGCGCAACCCCCAGCAGCGGGCGCGGAGAAGCCAGCGGAGCCGGCGCAGCAAGUGCGGGGAGACGACGAUGGCACUCCGCUGCUAUCGUUGAAGGGAAUGGCGGAAGGCGCAGGUAUUGGGGGUGCGUCGCGCGCGAUAUUCGCAGCAAGAGAGGUGGAGCCGUCGGUUACGUCAUUCGGCGCGCCGAACGGCCAGUAUGGAGCAGGUCUUACGUCAUCAUCCGACCUGACUAGUAGCGUAUCCACGUCAGCGCCGCACUCCGCGAUUAGCGCCGCGGGUUCCCCCUUUCGAGCCCGGCGCUCCGCUUCCCGAGAGUCGACCGCAUCUGGCGAUGCCACGUCACCGCCGGAAAUUAUGGACAUGUGGAAGAGCCUCGAAGCCUCGACAUCGCCUAAGAGCAAUUCCUCCGCGCCUCGCAAGAUGCGCGCCGCGCAUUCCGGCGACGCCUCGUUUCUCCCCUUGCACCGCGCGGCUGUGCGAGUGGAAGUUCCGCAUUCUCCGGCGCAUUUCUCCGAUUCCACCGUUUCGCCGACAAACUCCGAGGCUGGCGUGCCACGUACUCCGGGCGGCACUUAUUUGUCGUUUUCUAGCGCCCCAUCUCCCCGCACUCUGCAAUGCGCGUACUCGCUACAAACGGGCGCGCUUAUCGUCACGCCCAGCCCCUCAAAUUGGGCGGCUAUUGGCGGAAACAGCGGAGCGCGGGAGAGCGAGAGGCCGCACACUUCGCCGGGGGGAACGAAGAGAACGGGGGGAAUAGUGGGGUGGGAGCAAGAGGCGCUGCGAUGGGAAGAGGCGGAGCAGCAGCGGCUGCGCAUGGAGGGGGAGGUGCGCGGAAUGGUUGCGCACCUCAUGGGGGAGCUGCGCGCGGUAAGGGGGGCGGCGCAACAGCUGGCGGGACCGCUUUGCGCGGAUGUGGCGGAAAGGCGCGGGGAGGAAGAGAUCGCGAUGCGCGGAUUGGGAACAGCGGAAUGCGCGGGAGGCGCUGAAGGAUUGGCGGCGGUUUCGGCGGCAGCGCGCGCGGUUCGGCUGCUGGUGAAGAGCAGCGACGCGAAUCGCAGCAUCGUGGCGGCGGUGCCGGGCGCCAUCGGCGCGCUCGUGGGGGUGGCGGACGCGCUGCUGCUGGCGGAGAGCGCGCGGAUCCGCGGAGCUGAGGGGCGGAAAGCGCGCGGAAGAAACGCUGCGGGCGAGGCGGAGAGGAGCGAAGGGGAAAGGCCAGUUGGGGGGACAGCGCGGGCUGUAGGUGAGGUGGAGCGCGGAGGUCGGUUGGGGACGGGGGGCGAGGAGAGCGCAGCAGCCUGCGGGGCGAUUGUGGCGGGUAGAGCAGAGGCGAACGAAGCCGAAACGGCGGAAAGGGCGGAGGCAGCGGAGGGGGGGGAGCAGGUGCGCAGGGCAGCGAGCGCGGAGAGCGCGCGUGAAGUAACGAGCGCAGAGAGCGCGCGGAGGGAGAGCGCGCGGGAGGCGGUGGGGCACGCGGUGACGGCGCUGCUGAACCUGUCACUGUCGCCCGCCACUCACGGCGCCCUGCUGGCCCAAGGCGCUGUGGACGGCCUCUCCCGCCUCGUUGCCCGCCCCUGCUGCCCCCAUGACUGUGAUGGCAGCAUUGGUGGUGGUGGUGAUGGAGAGAGGAGAAUGGGGGGUGGGUGCCAAGAGGCGCAUAGAGGCGGUGAUGAGGGGCCAGCGGGAUCAGCAGGGGUGGGUGGGGUGCUGUCAGUGGUGUCACAAGAGGCACGGGAGAAUGCAGCAGCUGCUCUCUUCAUGCUCACGUCGUCGCCCCUCCCCCACUCCCUCUCCUCUGCACACUCCACCUCUCUCUCCUCCUCCACCUCCUCUCUGACCGGCCCUUCCCUCUCCACCGCCCACCUCGCCCUCCUCCCCUCCUCUUCCUCUUCCCUACAAGAGGAGAACUCCCAGCCAUCCCUCACUGGAAAUCUCGCCUCAAAACCCAACCCGACUCCUCCUGAACCUCCCAGCACCGCUCUGAACCCCUUUGGAUGCGACCCGGACGCCAUGAGGCGGCGGGUGGCGGGCACGGCAGGCGCCAUCGCCGGGCUGGUGCACAUGCUGCCGCCCUCGCCCGCCCGCUCCCUGCGCAGCCGCAAGGACGCCGCCCUCACGCUCUUCAACCUCUCCCUCUGCGCUGACCUCGUGCCGGCCAUCAUCGCGACCGGCGCUGUUUGUCCUCUAGUGCGGAUGCUGGAGGAGGAGGAGGGGGGGAUGCGGCUGGGUUUAGAGGAGAAAGCAGCAGCCGUGCUGGCGAGGUUGGCGCAGGCCAAGGAGGGCAGCAGGCAGAUCGUUGCGGCCGGUGGUAUACCACCGCUGGUGGAGCUGCUGGGGGCGAGCAGCACGGCUCUGGGGGCCUCCCCAUCCAUGGCUUCUCUGGCAGAGCUGAGUGCCGUGUCAGAGGAAGGGGCGGGCGGGGGAGGUGCGGGGAGUGUGGGGUGUGUGGGGAGUGGCGCUGGGGAGCAGCAGCGGUGGAGAAGGGUGCAGAAGGAUGUGGGGGCGGUGCUGUUGAGAGUGGUGGAGGAGGAGGGUGCGCGGCAGGAGAUGCUGGAGGAGGGUGCGCUGCUGGUGCUGCGCAAGAUGAGGCACCGCGGGUCGUCAAGAGCCCGACUCACGGCUAACCAAUUGCUGGAUGCCCUGCAAAGCAAGACCGCACAUUAG
Molecule: messenger RNA, 2799 nt
Organism: Closterium sp. Yama58-4
Lineage: Eukaryota; Viridiplantae; Streptophyta; Zygnematophyceae; Desmidiales; Closteriaceae
Source: the annotation of a GenBank genome assembly